This is a messenger RNA of Sardina pilchardus (European sardine), 911 nucleotides long. RefSeq lists its product as uncharacterized. The transcript is spliced from 11 exons. NCBI's taxonomy places the organism in Eukaryota, Metazoa, Chordata, Actinopteri, Clupeiformes, Clupeidae. The record is from RefSeq and is a predicted model, not a curated record. The coding region runs from base 1 to 837 and encodes 278 amino acids.
AUGUGUGAGCCACACAAGGAAACCAACCAACCAAGACAUGCAGGAGGAUCAAGGGUGUCCACGCUGCACAUGGCGACGCUGGGAGAUAAAGCCAGCAGAGGGUCUCUCUCCAAAAAGAAGACAGAUGGUUAUGAGGCAACGUUUCUUCGCCAUAAGAUAAGGGGAGCAGGAAAGAUGGCAGGUUCUUCUGCAAUGAGCUCACCUACGGAAAGCCUGGAGGACCUACUGUACCGCAAGACCAAACGUGUUUUUGAUUGCUCAGUGGCAGACAUGAGAGGGCAACGGUCAGAGCAAUGUAGUGCAGGUCCAUCGGAAUAUGUGAGAAUGCCCCCUAUGAUCCAGAGAAGUUCAGGAGCUCCCUCUGUCACUUACUCCAAGAGAACUGAACAUACGGUAACACAGGCACGAGUGGUCAAGAGAAAGGAAGACAGCCUGCAUUCACUGCAGGUUAAAGCCAACAAAGCAUGGGUGGAGCCAGCAAAAAGUAGUUAUGACUCUAGAGCUACCACACAGAGAGCAGACCCUGUCAGUGGACAACAGCCAGUCAGGAAGAGUUCAGAUAUCAUCAGAAAGGAAAAGAAGGGUGUUUACUACACAGAGCUGAGCCGACAGGUGCAGGAGAGGAGCCAGCUGAUGGAGAGAGAGAGAAGACGGAACACAGAUGCUGAGCGAAGGCACAAUGAGACCAUGCAGUUUGGGAUAUGGGGCAAGCUGGGCGGUGGAGCCCCCAACCCCGCGGCUCUGAGAAGGACCAAGUUCAGCUCCUCAGGGCUCAUGCCCCAGGACCAGGUUCCCUACAGAGGCUUUUCUGGAACUCCAUUCCAUCUGCGGUUCUAACGUCUAAUGCCAUGUUGUGGGGCCUCAUGAGCACUGUGUCCAUGUAUAAAAAAACAGCAAUGGCAAGAACUCAA